AUGGUGGCCUACACCCUGCUCUUCAUGGGUACCGGCCUGGUCUUGAUGGCUUUUGGGACCGAUUUUUGGUCAGAGCACACUUCAAUUGAUGUGCCGAGUAAGUAAAGGAUGUACAUGUGACAACAGGUAUGAUGUUUUAGACGUUUCUUAUCUUCACCGGGGUCUUUACCGACACUGUCAAGUCGAGAAUCAACAGAAAAUAUGUUACAGUAGGUAUUCGGAUCAAAAAUUGCUGGAGGAUGGACUCAGAAUUCCCAUCUUUCGAAAUCACGGAACAGUAAAGUCCAUGAGGCGUAAGUUGGAUUAAGUUUAUACUGCACCUUAGCCCAUUACAUUUCUAAUUUAAUUGUGCUGAUUUAGAUUUUGAAUCUGUCCUAGUCAUCCUCGAUGGGAUCUCCUUGGUCUUGGCCUUAAAUGCACUGCUAUUUGGACUUUGUGCUUGUGCCAAUAAAUGUGCAAUAUUCACUUUGAUCAUACAAAUAUUUUGUUCUGGUAAGUUGAAGUCAUCUUUUAGACCAUGUUAAACUUUAGCUGCACUGUCCGGUGUUUGUGGAGCCAUGUAUUACGAACACAACAAAAAGGGCUUGACUUUUCCAUUGGAAAUCCGAAAUGGGGAAACGGUAGUGCCAAUUUUUACGGUAAGUUAUUUAUACAGCUUUGCAAAAUUUUUGUUUCCUCUUUAGGCAGCUUUUAUUAUCAAGUAUUCGAAAUACCGUAUUUUACAAAUUUCAUUUUUUUCCAGCGAAGUUUCCUUUCCUGGUCCUUCUUCAUGUCCAUUUUUGGCUCGUUUCUUCAAUUUUUAUCCUGCAUGUUCUACAUUUUUGGCGCUACUUGUUGUCAUGUCCCGCCAGAGAAACGUAGAAGUCGUAGUCGGGAAGUUCAGCGUCCCUCCCCAGCCCUCAAAAACGUCUAUGUCAACGAAAAAGAAGUUCUCCAAUCAAUGAGUCCCAAACUUCCAAAAAAGCCUGUUCCUCCAAAUUCACCUGUCCCAAAACCUCCAAGGCGAUUUCAAAUUGCACCGACAGCUCCGAACAUGACCAUAUCAGACAUUAUGGAGUAUUAUGAGGACAUUUUUGAUAAGAGAUAA
Molecule: messenger RNA, 1087 nt
Organism: Bursaphelenchus xylophilus (pine wood nematode)
Lineage: Eukaryota; Metazoa; Nematoda; Chromadorea; Rhabditida; Aphelenchoididae
Source: the annotation of a GenBank genome assembly